AUGCUCAGAAUAAGUGUAACGAAAUACCUUCAAACUAGACCAAUCUCAGCUACUUUACCAAUAUUCAAGAUGAGCACACCAGGCUGGAAUCCUAAUUUGACAGCAGAACAGCUGUUGGUGCUACGUGACAAACACACCGAGAGACCACACACGGGAGCGUAUUUGGACAACAAAGAAACGGGGAUCUACCAUUGUGCCAAUUGCGACUCACCACUGUACAAGAGCGACACCAAGUUCAACUCACAGUGUGGAUGGCCGUCGUUUUACGAGGAAGUUAGCAAGGGGGCCAUUACGUACCAUCGCGAUAGCACCAUGGGGAUGGCGCGGACAGAAAUCUGCUGUUCGAACUGUGGUGGCCAUCUGGGCCACGUUUUCGAGGGUGAGGGCUGGCGUGAAAGGCUGGGCCUUCCUCAGGACGUCAGACACUGCGUUAACAGUUUGUCGUUGAGUUUCAAGAAAAAGGAUAACCAGUGA
Lachancea meyersii CBS 8951 is the source of this 474-nucleotide messenger RNA. NCBI's taxonomy places the organism in Eukaryota, Fungi, Ascomycota, Saccharomycetes, Saccharomycetales, Saccharomycetaceae. The record is from the annotation of a GenBank genome assembly.